CCGCCGCGCGCGGAGCGGGGACGCGAGCCAUGGAGGAGACGCCGCCCCCGGGCUGCAGCAAGCCGCACCUGGAGAAGCUGACCCUGGGGAUCACCCGCAUCCUAGAAUCUUCCCCAGGUGUGACAGAGGUGACUAUCAUAGAGAAACCACCUGCUGAACGUCAUAUGAUUUCUUCAUGGGAACAAAAAAAUAACUGUGUGCUACCUGAGGAUGUGAAGAAUUUUUACCUGAUGACCAAUGGCUUCCACAUGACAUGGAGUGUGAAGCUGGAUGAGCACACCAUUCCAUUGGGCAGCAUGGCAAUUAACAGCAUCGCAAAACUGACUCAACUCAACCAGUCUUCUGUGUAUUCACUCCCAAAUGCACCAACUCUGGCAGACCUGGAGGAUGAUGCACUUGAAGCCAGUGAGAACCAGCCAGAGAAGCCUCACUUUGAUUCUCGCAGUGUGAUAUUUGAGCUGGAUCCUUGCAAUGGGAAUGGGAAGGUUUGCCUUGUCUACAAAAGAGGGAAACCAGCGUUAGCGCAAGACGCUGAGAUCUGGUUCCUGGACAGAGCGUUAUACUGGCAUUUUCUCACCGAUUCCUUCACUGCUUACUAUCGCCUGCUCAUCACGCACCUGGGCCUGCCGCAGUGGCAGUACGCCUUCACCAGCUAUGGCAUUAGCCCACAGGCCAAGCAGUGGUUCAACAUGUAUAAACCCAUCACCUACAACACAGACCUACUUGCAGAAGAGACCAACUGCUUCGUGAACAAGCUGGAUCCCAGCAAAGUGUUCAAGAGCAAGAACAAGACCUUAAUCCCCAAAAAGAAAGGGCCAGUCCAGCCUGCAGGUGGCCAGAAAGGGCCCUCGGGUCCUCCCUCCACCUCUAAAUCCUCUUCUAGCCCUGGAAACCCUGUCCGGAAGUGAGCACCCCAACCUCCCCGCCAGCCCUGCAGCAACAAUUUCCAUGCACUGAUGGCCCAAGCCUCAGAUUCUGUGAGUGGCACCAUAGGCCUUUUCCCAUCUGCGUGAGCCAAAUCCUAGGCCUUUUACUCCUGUUGGCAUUAGCCAGGAGUUCAGGGGCAUACUCAGGUCUCCCCCAGAGUCCUUUCCUCA
This is a messenger RNA of Odobenus rosmarus divergens (Pacific walrus), 1097 nucleotides long. RefSeq names its product tubulin polyglutamylase complex subunit 2 (gene TPGS2). The transcript is spliced from 7 exons. NCBI's taxonomy places the organism in Eukaryota, Metazoa, Chordata, Mammalia, Carnivora, Odobenidae. Gene Ontology annotation, biological process: protein polyglutamylation. Bases 30 to 908 code for a protein of 292 amino acids. The record is from RefSeq and is a predicted model, not a curated record.